CUCUCCGCUCGCUGCGGGGGGAAGAAGCGUGAACUUGAACGCUACUGCCUGCUUUCCACCCGCUCAGCGCCAGUCCAGGCGGAGGCCAGCCAGCUUAGUCUCGUCUUAUCAGUUCGUCCCCGCCGGUGGACUGUCGGUCAGCUUAUCGGAGCCGGAGCAGCUGGACGGACGGACGGGCGGGGAGGGGGGUUCUGCUUUUCAGGGGGUUUGGGACCCAGAAAGGUGCCCGGCAAGGCGACGCGAUGUCCAGGCGCAAACUUGGGAGCCGACCGCAGCACCUGAGUGCGAUUCAAGAUGUCUGUGAUAUGGAGGAAGCUGCCGACCCGCCAGGCGACCACCACCUUCCUCCUCCUCCUCUUCCACAGGUCCGAGCCCCAGAGGAUGACCUCCUGACCUGUGGGCAGUGCAGCCAGGCCUUCCCCCUGGCCCACAUCCUGGCCUUCAUCCAGCACAAGCAGGGCGGCUGCGUCUCACGGAGCCCAGGCUCCGGGGCCACUCCCCCGUCACCCGCCGGUCAAGCCGGGCGCCAGCGGGUCGCCGGCGUCGAGCCGCAGCCCGGCUUCAUCGAGCUCCGGAGAGGGGCUUCCAGGGGCCGGUCCUGGGGGGACGAGUCCGGCCUGAGCGUGAAGGCGGACCUCAGCAAACCAGGAUGUGAAGAGCCCGCCUUUUUCACUUGCUUUCAGUGUGACGGCGUGUUUUACUCAGCGUGGGCGCUCCUCCAACACGCCCAGCACACGCACUCCUUCAGCAUCUACCAGGAGGAUGAGGACGAUGACGCCUACAUGGGAGGAAGAGAGGGUCUGAAAGAGAACAAGCCCGCAGCAGCCGUUCUGGACCCGCGCCACCUGAGCCAGGCUCUCGCCUCCGCCUUCCAGCCCACCGCCCAGCGGCGCUCGCGUCAGAACCAAGCCGCCUCGGUUAGCCUCCAGGCCAUGAACUUCUCCGUGCGACUCCGGGAACUCGCUGAGGGGAACAACACAAGCCUCACCUCCCCCAUGGCGCCCGUGUUGUCUCCGUCCUCGUCUCCGCCGGUAGCGUCGACGUUUCCUCAGUCUGGCGCCCUGCAGGCCGAUUUUCACUGUGAGCUGUGCAACCAGAACUUCCACUCGCUGCGCGCCCUGUCUGCCCACCGCCGGACUCACGCCUGCGACAGGCCCUAUCACUGUGGGGUGUGUGGGCAGGCCUUCGCUCAGAGCGGGCAGCUCGCUCGCCACAUCAGGGGCCACCACCGGGAGGCUGCGGGCGGAGGAAGUGGGUGCGAGUCGGUGGAGGCGGUUCUGAUGGAGGAGGAUAUUGGGAGGCAGGGGGCCCAGGGAAGGCUUCAGGGGCCAGGGAUGAUGGGAAAAGAGCUGGAUCUGACCCUCCCCAAGCACCCGACCGUAGCGUCAGGCCUAAUGCUGUUGAACUCCCAUCUCAGACCACCGGACAGGGAGCUACUGAGGCUGUACCCAAACCACAGAGCCGGAGGCGAGGAGGCGGCGGAGGGGCAGGGGGAGCCGCAGCCCGCAUCGCCCUGCGCCAGCCCCUCCGAAGGCUCCCUAGAGAGCGGAGAGACGGGAGGAAGCGGGGAGAGCGGCAUCGCCAGUGGCAACUGCACGCCCAAACGCCCGGAAAUGGGCGAGAGAGCGCGGGGGGUUGGAGAGUGGGAGAACGAACAAGGAGAACUCGUCGAGAGGGAGAAGGAGUGGGCCUCCGGCAUGCAAGAGUGGCAGAGAGACUUUGAGCGGCGAAGCGCUGCAGGAGCCGCCAUCGCCGGGGCGAACGCCAGCUCCACUCCAGGUCCCACUGGGAAGAAGAAGAAAGACGAGGCCUGCGAGUACUGUGGUAAGCAGUUCAGAAAUAGCAGCAACCUGACAGUGCACCGCCGAAGCCACACGGGUGAGCGGCCGUACCGCUGCGGCCUCUGCAACUACGCCUGCGCCCAGAGCUCCAAGCUGACUCGCCACAUGAAGACCCAUGGUGCCCAGGGGGCCAAGGCCUCCUUCCUAUGCCAGCUGUGCGCCGUGCCCUUCACCGUGUACGCCACCCUGGAGAAACACCUGAAGAAAGUCCACGGCUUGAGCCACGCCAACGUUGGGGCGUACGCGCAGGCCAGCGCCGCGGAUACCUUGGCCGCUUUGAGAGCGGGAGAGGAAGCGGGAGUCGGGGUGGUGAAGAUGGAGGAGGAUGAGGCGGGUCUGGAGAGCAAGGCACAGGGUUACGCAGACAGAGACAUGGAGGUGGAAGAAGGUAGAGGGAGUCCAGCAGCAGUGGAGGAUCUCCCGCAUGAAAGCAUUGCUGAGGCGGGCCUAGCUGUGGGUCCUGCUCACUGAAUCAAGUUAAAGUCGCGAAGACGCCGCAUGACUGUCAGCAGCAGGUCGCAACAACUGCCAAGGCCCGCAGUUGUUCAUAAUCGACUGCAAAGCUGCUGGCUGAAACUAAGUGCCUACAGUUCUUCAGACCACAGAGAAAAACAAGUCCGUGACAUUCAGCGGGGAGAUUACCAUACCUCGUGAACAGGAAGUGCACUGCCGCAGUCCACACCAACACAGGAAACUGAUCACCAUGCUGCAGCACAAAAAUGCAAGAGCGUUUCAUGUCUGUAGCGACCCACUGGACAAAUGGAGACGCAUCAACCCAAUCAGAAGAGAUUAUACUGUGUAAAAAAAAUUUAAAAGCAAUAUAAUGCUAUUGAGCAUUGAUGAGUGUAGAGAGGUCAGACCCCGCUGUUCUCUGUGGAGAAGACCUUUUAAAGACUUUGGAGCCGCCGCAGGGCUGAAAUGAAUCCAAACACUGUCUGCCUGUAGUCUGUCACACACCUUUUAAAGGCGCUUGCUUGUCACAACACUUGUCACUUAAUGUUUACAAGUCCCAUGGGGCCGAGCGAGGCUGUGCUCCUGACUUUGUGAAUAGAUGCUGCAGUGGAUGUAAAAAAAAGGAAAAAAAGUUUACACACCCUUGUCGAAACGCCAAGUUUCUGUGACCUAGAAAUGAUGAGACCGUGACGAAUCAUUUCAAAACACAAAUGGAUCCGAGUGUUUCAGCUGAGAACGUGUUGCAGGGAGAACUGCAAAAACUAAAAACAGGCCCAAUAGCCUGUUUACAUAAGUUUGUACACCCCUAAUUAAAAGUUUGAAGCACUUUUUGAUUCAGUUUCAACAUUCAGCCGGAAUUAUUUGACAUCUCAUUUCCACAGCUCUGAACGCUCCCCAGAACUUUGACUAAGCCGUUACUCGAGGUUUCUGUUCUUCUGGUGGAAUUGUUUUAGUGGACUCUUGACUCGUGAAUGAUAAAACCCAUCUUCACCUUUGUAGCAAACACCUGAAAAAAAGUGACAGGUAUCCAUAGAAGAUGAGUAACCCCAGAGCAUGAUGGUGCCACCACUAUGUCUCUCCAUGGUGAUGCUGUUGUUUUGGUGCCAAAUCUACAGUUUGGAUUCAGGACCCAAAUGUUUCAUUAUGGUCCCAUCACACUUUCUCACACGCAGAUUUGGGUCAGAGCUGGAUGUUUGUAGAGAAAAAAGGUGUUUCGUCCAGACAUGAAGAGAAAACAUGAGGCUAUUGUCCCAGUCAGUUCAGAGGUUUCUGGUGUUGCUGGAAGCAUCUGGACCAGAUUCAGAGAAGGCCACCUCCUCUAUCAGACUCCACUAACUUAUUUCCAGUCAAAAAUAAUUACCGUAAACAUAACUUUUUUCACCAAUCGUCGUGAAUAGUUUUGGAUGGAUUCCAGCUUGUUUUUGUGCCCUUCUCCUGACUGAUGCAUUUGUACAAUCAGAUCCUUCGUAACAAUACCUGCAAACCGCGACUUCAGCUGAAGGGUGUCAUAAAACUCCUGCUUGACCAGCUGAGCUUCAUUUACUUUAUUUUGUGACUGAAUUAAAAGGUGCUUCACGCUAAUGCAUCCAGUUUAUCAUACAUCUUCACUUUAUCUCAGUUGUAUAUUUUCUGGAAAGAAAAUAAUGAUCAUUUUGAGUCUUAAAAACUUGGUAUUUCACCAGGAUGUGUGGACGACUUUUGUUUUUAAAAAUCUCCACUGCACAUGGAACCUUUUUUGUCUUUGCUUUUCUAAUUUUUUAUAAAUGUGAAUACAGAGACUUUAAAGUCUCAUCUGCUGAUGUUUUGUAAGAUUAGUUUCUAUGCAUAAAAAAAAAAAAAAGCCAGCAAUUUUUACAUACAUAUGAAACGGGUGUGCAUCAUUUCCCCCUCUGUACUGUUGUGAUGGUAAUUUCUCUCUUUUAUUGUUUACAUUGGUGAAAGUGCCGGGCGGCCGCGUGGAACUCGUGCAUGUUUCGUAGCCGUUUGCGUAAUUUCUGUUGUCCGUCUUUGAAUUCUUCCUAAUUUAUGGCUGCUGCAUGUUGGCGGGUCGCUUGUUGUUUCGCCGCCGGGGAACGUGAGCCCGCCAAGCGAGCUCUUAGGGGCGCGAGGGUGUGGAAAUUAGCAUCAAUGGUCAUAAUCAACAUGUUGAGCUUGUGUUUAUUAAUUGUGACCACUUUUAAAUCCAAGUUGAUCUAAAAAAAAUAAUAAAAUAUUUAAAAAUCUGCUUAUUUUUACAGCAAAACCUCAAUGAAUUUGUCGACUUUUUUCCGUCAAUCUCUUGACUUCUGAAUACAUUCAGGUCAUUAAAAAUGUUUGUGCAUUUUGUUUGAAUGAUCGCAGUGUAACUGUUCAGGGAUGAUGAUGUUGUAUAUAUUUUCUUGCUGUUCUUGUUGUGGAUACCCGCCUGCUCCUGUUACAUGUUACUCACUUUCCCCCAGCAUGGCUGACUCCUUUAUUUUUAUGCCCAAAAGUGACUGUCUGUGUCAAAGGAUGUAAUUUUGUUAUUACCUUCACGAGAAAACCUCAAUAAAGAAUUGAGGUUAAAUAUA
Molecule: messenger RNA, 4843 nt
Organism: Xiphophorus couchianus (Monterrey platyfish)
Lineage: Eukaryota; Metazoa; Chordata; Actinopteri; Cyprinodontiformes; Poeciliidae
Gene: znf296
Product: zinc finger protein 296
Exons: 3
Coding region: 243-2312 (689 amino acids)
Biological process (GO): positive regulation of transcription by RNA polymerase II
Cellular component (GO): nucleus
Molecular function (GO): RNA polymerase II cis-regulatory region sequence-specific DNA binding; DNA-binding transcription factor activity
Source: RefSeq, a predicted model, not a curated record